UACUAUUUUUCCUACUGGAUUACUUGCGAGAGAACCAAUAGAACGCAGAGUUUUAGAUCAGGUGACUUAAGGCUAAACCCUGAUUGGCUCUCGCAAGCAAUCCAGGAGGAAAAAUAGUAUCGUGUGCCGUUGGCUUUACUUUUCAACCUUGCUCUAACAUACUCAUCGUAUGUGCAGGGAAUAAAGAUUAAUUUAAAAAAAUAAUGAUUAAACAACCGGAGAAUAAUAAAGAUUAAUAAAGGGCGGCUCCAAAUCAUUCCGACAUUAUUUAAAUGCUUCUUACAUUGCUGUACACAAAAUUAUAAAUGGAAUUCUAGACUGAAUUCUGACUACGAGUUCCAGACCGUCUAAAAUGGACCUAUUACAAGCAUUGAUUAAAAAUAAGUCGAGUUUCUUCUUUUAUCGACUGCUAUUUUCAGAAACAUACCUCAUAUUAUAUAUUCAACAGACUUUUAUACAUAAAAGUCCGUGAUACAUACAGUGUAUAUUACAAGAUAACAUAAUCCGUGCUUUUUUUUACGAGAUUACGCACGUACAACUGUCUGCAUACACUAGGAAUCACUGAUGCCUUCCCACAUGAAUUUACACAUAUAUUUAUACAUUUUGCAUUCACAUACAUGGAAAAUGGAUAAGUGUUCUACAUGUGCCUGAAUUCAUAUGAAAAGGCACCCGUAAUUCCCAGGUACCUAUCGUGGAAAUGUUCGGAAUGGAUUCCGAUCGGAAUUAUUCCAUUUCUCCUAGAAAACACAAUAGAAAUCUAGGAAAUAAUGAAACAAUUCCGAUCGGAAUCAAUUCCGAACAUUUCCAUGUAUGGGGAGUAUCCUAGUGUACACUAGGAAUCCCCGAUGCCUUCCCACAUAAUUUGUGCACACAUCGAUGCAUUUAUACAUUUUGCAUAUACAUACAUGGAAAAUGUAUGUGCCUAUAUUCAUAUGGGAAAGCAUCACCGAUUCCUAGGUACAUACAUUAUUAUAGAAAUGUUCAGAAUUAUUCCGUUUUCCCUAGAAAACACAAUAGAAAUCUAAGAAAUAAUUGAACAAUCCCGAAUAUUUUCACGAUGCCUUUCCACAUGAUACUCUGUGCCUAAAUUCAGAUGGAAAGGUAUCAGUGAUUCCUAGUGUACAAUCUGCCUGAUGGGUUAACCAAAUACGAUUGAAGCAAAAUACAAAUGAAUCAAAGCGCGCUGCUGGGGAGUAUAAUUUUUCCAGAUGUGUUAAGAAUCAAAUGUCAUUUUCUGUGAAAUUAAUCCCUAUUACGAAGAGAAACUCCGAGAAGAUCAAUUGGUUGUCUUGAAUGAAGAUUUCCGAGCGGUAUAGGUUCUCAAUUAUAAUUUUCGUAAAUCCCAAUAUCGACGCAUACCGUUGACUCAUAAUUUUAUAUCUCCAAGUUCCUGCUUUAGCCCACCAUACGUAGAAGCAACGAAUGAAACGUGCGAAAUUGUAAUUGCGAAAUUAACUAUAGGUCACAGAGGCAUUUGAAAUAAAAAUCGUGACGUUGCAAACGCGUUUGCCAUAUUGCAACGGAAUUCCGCGAGCAAUUUUAAAAGUAUUUGCACGCAACGACUGCAAGCACGUUGCUGUUCUCCCUCGGUAACGCGAGAAAGCACGCACAUGGACCAAUUGCAUUUGAAGGAUGAACGUGAACUCCUAGUCCGUAUAUUUGUUUUUGCAUUAUCGUAUAGCGCUUAUCGCGUAUAUAAUUUUCAUUCGCGACGUUCAACCUCCCUUUGGGCCUUACAGAAUUCCCUGGAGACAAUUUCGUGCUCCAGCGGGCACAACGAAUUCGUAGAUGAUAUCCCGCAGAUUUUGACGACCGACAAUCUCAAAGCUGCAUCUCACAGGGAGGAGACAAGCGGAGAAAAGACACACACGCUGUUCGAUAAAUUCUCAACGUCGUCCGUUAGCGCGUUAAAAGAUAAUGCAAAAGAGAUUGUAGAGUUGGAAUCGAAGUGCGAAGAGCUGCGUGUUCAGAUCGAACGUCUAACGAAACAGAAAGAAGACGCGUUCGAGGAGAUAGAACGUUUGAAAGAUCAAAUAUUAAGUCAGAGUACUUAUUGCACAAGCCUUGGUGCAGUAUUAGGUAGCUUGACGUGGCGUGCUUCUAGAUUUCCGCAAAUUGCCGACGUUUGGCUAUCGAACUUUCAGAAUACAAUAGGGGAAUUCUUGUCGAUAGUGAACGGGACUUUCGGCGCGUUCGUUAGUACUUAUAGGAGCGCAUUCCCUCCUACGAGUAACAUUGAGUACCAAUUUGUAAUGGGACUCGUCGGUAUCGUCUCCAAUAUAUCCGCGAGCCCGGAAGGUCGUGAAUUUUUAAUUACAAAUUCCAGCGGCACGGAAUUCGUGCAAAAGCUAAUUAAACUGACGCCCGAAUUGCCGCCAGCUCCCGGGGCAAGGUCUUUGAAGAGAUUAAUGUUAAUGAUCCUGUUCAACGUGAGCAUGAACAAGACCGGCUUGCAAUAUCUGCUCGAAUCGCAAGUGGGAGUCGCGCUAAGUCAUUGUUUGGAUGAUGAGGCGUCUUCGGAAGAGACGCAGCUGCUUUGCCUGCGCGUCCUACAAUCUGUCACUUACGAUCUCGAGGAGCCGAAAAACAUUAGCGAUUUGACUAUGAUAAUUCCAGUCGAGCGGAUCGAGACGAUGACGUCCGCGAAACGGAGUGACAUAAGCGAGGCGGCGAAGCAAGUCGUCAAACAUUUACGACACGGUCAAAAAAUUACGAAGUGAUCGUUAGAGCUGAACGCGUGAUUAUGAAAAUAUACAUAAGUAAUAAAAUGUUCAAUAUAUACUUCUUCAGGGAUGGCCGCUAAGCUGCAGUUAGUUUCAGAUUGCUCUUAAAAAUAAUUUUAAAGCUUUAACAACGAAAAAACAAUUUAAAACACAUUUAAAGUAUUAACAAAUAGACAAUUACCAAGAUGAGUUUCAUUAUUGCACAUCUCAAAUGUACUGACGCUGAUAAUUAAGCAUUGCAUAAACAUAUUUAUUAUUAUAUCUUUAAUACGCACGUUCGGCGCAUCAACUCGUUAAAUUUUGCUUUAUUUAAAUUGUCGCUUUUAUAAAUAAUCCACGAAUUACGUUGGGUUAUGCAUCACAGACUGAAGCGCUGAACUUUUAAGCGCGUUCCCUUCCCUAUCAUUACAAUAAUAGACUAUCGGCCAGACUGCAGACUAUCCUUGGAACAUAUGUUCGUAGCCGCCGCGAGGGGGUUGUCGACGAUAUCGAUCUGCAAAGAGCAGGAACAAAAUGAAAACGAUCGUGCAGAAUGCGUUGCACGGUAAAAGUGUCGAUGUUUUGUGAGCUGCGUAACAGUAGCAAUAUCAAUAAAUAUAUUAUGCAGCAAUGGCGAGGUAAAUUAUACGAUAAUAACGUAUACGUGAAGCACAUUGAACUCUCAUGAAUAAUUAUAUUCCGCGAGACGGAAUUACAAAAUGCAGCUUACACUAUAUAUUUAUUAAUCUGACAGUUAAUACGUUUAAAAAAAUUUCCUUUCUUCCACUCUUUGCGACAAAUUAUUCACGAAGGGAAGCGUAACACGUCAGUUGCACUGAGCCAGCAGAUAUAUCGAGGUAAUGACCGACCGUUCCAAAUAAAAAGCUCGCGUGCGUUACAUAGACAGACGUUCGAUCGCGUACAAUUAUCUUAAUUUAAAUAUUCUGCACGACGUACGGGAACUUUGAAAAUAUUGCACAGCAUAUCGGACUAUCUGUAUGCAGGUGCAAAAAUUGGACGCUCUCUGAUUCCGAAAAAUAAGAUUGUUCUUUUCGCGAAUAUAUAUAAUAUAAUAUAGACGCGGCGAACAAUAUUUUAAACAAGUAAGUUAAAUCAGGACCUUUAAAUCUAAUCUACAAUGUGCAUUCUGCAUCUAGAAACAUUCUAUUUUAUAUAAG
Molecule: messenger RNA, 3880 nt
Organism: Vollenhovia emeryi
Lineage: Eukaryota; Metazoa; Arthropoda; Insecta; Hymenoptera; Formicidae
Product: heat shock factor 2-binding protein-like
Exons: 5
Coding region: 1611-2720 (369 amino acids)
Cellular component (GO): cytosol
Source: RefSeq, a predicted model, not a curated record